AAUGCAGCUCUGCAGCCAAUGAGUAAAAGAGCAGCAUCAAGGAAUCGUACAAUCACCAGCCAGAGACGCCUGAGAACACCUUGAUCAGUGCAUCUAGCCUCUCGCAAAAGGAUGGCCCCGACAAACACCAAGCCCAAGUACGAGUUUGGCGGCCCGCUAGGCACCGCAGCUAUCGUCUUUGGCCUGCCCGUGCUGCUCUACUUCUUCUACUUUACCUGCAACGACGUCACCGGAUGUCCUGCGCCGGCCCUCCUCGAGCCUCGCUCGCUCUCACUGGCAGGGUUGAAGAGUCAAAUCCCGUGGCCUGAAGAUGGCAUUUGGGGGUUCGCCAGCUGGGAGGCCAGCGGCUGGUUGACGGGCUACUAUCUGCUCAGCCUGGUGCUGUAUCGAGUGCUUCCUGGACAGGAGCUCUACGGCACGAAGCUGAGAGAAUCCGGCCGACCACUCAAGUACAAGCUCAAUGCAUUCUCUUCUACCCUCGUUCAGCUGGCUGCGUGCGCCAUAGGAACGUAUCUGUACGGCUCUGACUUUGCCGUUUGGACCUUCAUCGACAGAAACUACCUGCAGCUAUACACGGCCAAUCUCAUACUAUCGUACGCCAUCUCAGCAUUCGUAUACAUACGAAGCUUCAGCGUCAAACCAGGCAACAGCGAACUUAGAGAGCUCGCCCAAGGAGGCCACACGGGCAACAUCAUGUACGACUUCUUCAUCGGUCGUGAACUGAACCCCCGCAUCACACUCCCCCUGUUCGGCGAGAUUGAUCUCAAGGUCUGGCUCGAAAUGCGCCCUGGCCUGACGGGCUGGAUCCUGCUCGAUCUCGCCUUUGUAGCCAAGCAAUAUCGGAACUACGGAUACGUGUCCGACAGCAUUCUCUUUGUCACCGCUGUGCAGACGUACUACGUCCUCGAAGGCCAAUAUGCCGAAGCGGGAGUCCUGGGCAUGAUGGACACCAUCACCGAUGGCUUGGGCUUCAUGCUCACCUUUGGCGACAUCGUCUGGGUGCCCUUCCUCUACUCCACCCAGACACGCUACCUCUCCGUCUACCCUCUUCAACUGGGUUGGACAGGAAUCAGCAUCGUGUCGGCUGUAUUCGCCGUAGGAGUCUACAUAUUCCGCGCCUCCAACUCGCAGAAACGCAUCUUCCGCACACAGCCCGACCACCCCAGCGUCAAAGACAUGCCCUACAUCCAAACCAAGAGAGGAACUCGUCUUCUCGCCGGCGGCUGGUGGGGAGCAUCGCGCCACAUCAAUUACUUUGGCGACUGGCUGCAGGCUUCACCAUUCAGUCUUCCUACUGGCGUGGCAGGCUACCUGAUUCUUCCGGCUGGCACAAUUGCUUCUGCUGGAGCAGGUGUGGCAACGAUGCUGGACGGCCGAGAGGUGGUGCAGGGUGCGGCGAGGGGAUGGGGCAUGGUGUAUACGUAUUUCUACGUCGUCUACUUUGCCUCGCUAUUGAUACAUCGUGAGAGGAGGGAUGACGCUGCGUGUGCGGAAAAGUAUGGUGACGACUGGGACAAGUACAAGAAGGCUGUUAGGUGGAGGAUCUUGCCAGGUCUCUACUAG
Trichoderma reesei QM6a is the source of this 1563-nucleotide messenger RNA. Its product is annotated as C-14 sterol reductase. NCBI's taxonomy places the organism in Eukaryota, Fungi, Ascomycota, Sordariomycetes, Hypocreales, Hypocreaceae. Bases 112 to 1563 code for a protein of 483 amino acids. Gene Ontology annotation, biological process: ergosterol biosynthetic process. Gene Ontology annotation, molecular function: Delta14-sterol reductase activity. The transcript is spliced from 3 exons. Gene Ontology annotation, cellular component: endoplasmic reticulum membrane. The record is from RefSeq and is a predicted model, not a curated record.